UUCCCAGGGCCCUCGCCAAUCGCCAUUUCCAAUUCUCCAACUAAAACCCUAAUCCGGCUGCCACUUCGCCGCCAUGGCCGGACUGGGCCGCCACCUCGCGGCCGCCGCCGCCGCCGCGCGGAAGCUGCCGGAGCGGCUCGGCAUCCUCGCUUGCCGGGCCUACGGGUCGUCGGCGGGCGCAGCCCUCUGCGACUACUACUGCUACUCGGAGGAGGAGGAGGAGGAGGAGGAGGAGGGGCCGAGGACCGGCUCGCAGAAGCUCGUGCCGGAGAGAGGGGUGCAGUGGGUGGUGAUGGGGGACAGGGGCGCGAAGAAGCACGUGUACGCGGAGAUGCUCUCGAAGGUUCUGGAAGUCCCUCGCAUUUCCAUGGGCUCGCUCGUUCGCCAGGAGCUCGACCCUCGCUCUUCGCUGUAUAAGCAGAUUGCGAAUGCCGUGAACGAGAGGAAGCUUGUGCCAGAGGAAGUGAUCUUCACACUGUUGUCCAGGAGGUUAGAGGAAGGAUAUUACAGAGGAGAAACAGGGUUCAUUCUUGAGGGUAUACCCAGAACGAGGGUCCAAGCUGAGAUUCUCGACCAAUUUGCCGACAUCGAUCUUGUUUUGAACUUCAAGUCCACAGAGCAAGACCCUCUAGCAAAGAAUUUAGGGACUGGAGCAUUUCCUCCGUCCCUGGACUCUACCAAUUUGCACAUACCCGGAUCCAAACCUGGUUUGAGAUCACCGGGUGAGCGACUGGUUUCUGCUGAUGUCAGCAGUGCCUGGAAGGAAAACUUGACUGUGUAUGCAGAGCAGAGUAAGUUGCUGGAAGAAUAUUAUCAGAAACAAAAGAAACUUCUCAACUUCCAAGUUGCAAGUGCGCCCGGAGAAACCUGGCGCGGGCUGUUGGCGGCGCUACAUCUUCAGCAUGCUGUCGACUCUUCCCAAAAGCUGACCGCAUGAGUCUAUUCUUAGUUGAUUCGUGGAUGCAUAUUCCCGAUCGCAACCCCGGCAUAUGGUAAAUACAUACGAGUCUAGAGCGAGUUGAGUUCUGGCAAGUAUUCCAAUUUUGUUCUAGUUUUUGAGGCAUCAAACCGAGUUGAGAUGCAGUGUGUUGUGGUUUUCCAUGUGAGGAGAGAUAUAAGAACAGAAAGUACUGGCAUGUAUGACCAUUAAUAUGAGAGCAUGUCUAUAUAUCUUGCGAUUGAAAUCAUUUGUUCUUGUGGUGUCCGUUCUUAUUAUUAUUAUUAUUAUUUUCAACUUCUA
Molecule: messenger RNA, 1240 nt
Organism: Syzygium oleosum
Lineage: Eukaryota; Viridiplantae; Streptophyta; Magnoliopsida; Myrtales; Myrtaceae
Product: probable adenylate kinase 7, mitochondrial
Exons: 4
Coding region: 74-937 (287 amino acids)
Biological process (GO): nucleobase-containing compound metabolic process
Cellular component (GO): cytoplasm; mitochondrion
Molecular function (GO): AMP kinase activity; ATP binding
Source: RefSeq, a predicted model, not a curated record